AUGACAUACAGCUACCCCACCAAUGCUCCCCUCACCGAGACACUGACCGACCACACCGAAGUCGAGAGCACGGAAGUGGAGCCUCUGAGUGUCACGUGCGGGGUGAAAAUCCUGGCGAGUGAGGAGACGAAGGCGAAACCCCGACCCGCAACACCGAAGUUUUCUGCUUUCACCACCACCCUGCGAGUGUCCAAAUCUGCCAUUCAACCCCUCCAGAUUCCGUCAAGACAAUCCGCACUCGCACCGAUCCGACUCUUCGCAUCGAUCAACGAAAUCAGUCAAGAUGGUGAGACUCCCUCCGCUGCUGCCCUCGACGUCCUCCAGCGACACGUGUGUGACUACGAACCGACGACCAACCACCUCGAUGACGCCUACAAUCAUUCGCCACAACACUACUGCCCGACCACGAUGAAGAUCACGAGGAUGAAGAUAUUUUGGGAACACGACUUGGAAUAUGGACCUGGAUUGGACGUUCUCGCCGUUGACCUCCUCAACCCCUCCCCUGCCGCCGAGGCCAAGAAGCACAAGCUCAAGACCCUCGUGCCCGCCCCCCGCUCCUUCUUCAUGGACGUCAAGUGCCCCGGCUGCUUCACCAUCACCACCGUCUUCUCGCACGCCCAGACCGUUGUCAUCUGCCAGGGCUGCACCACCGUCCUCUGCCAGCCCACUGGUGGCAAGGCCAGGCUCACCGAGGGCUGCUCCUUCCGGAGGAAGUAG
This is a messenger RNA of Verticillium nonalfalfae, 717 nucleotides long. RefSeq names its product 40S ribosomal protein S27 (gene RPS27). Lineage: Eukaryota; Fungi; Ascomycota; Sordariomycetes; Glomerellales; Plectosphaerellaceae. The transcript has 4 exons. Gene Ontology annotation, cellular component: cytosolic small ribosomal subunit; ribosome. Gene Ontology annotation, molecular function: RNA binding; structural constituent of ribosome. Gene Ontology annotation, biological process: ribosomal small subunit assembly; translation. The coding region runs from base 1 to 717 and encodes 238 amino acids. The record is from RefSeq and is a predicted model, not a curated record.